This is a messenger RNA of Penicillium coprophilum, 1074 nucleotides long. RefSeq lists its product as uncharacterized. The coding region runs from base 1 to 1074 and encodes 357 amino acids. The transcript has a single exon. The record is from RefSeq and is a predicted model, not a curated record. NCBI's taxonomy places the organism in Eukaryota, Fungi, Ascomycota, Eurotiomycetes, Eurotiales, Aspergillaceae.
AUGAUGUUCGAAAAUCUGGUGUCGGCGUUCAUAUUUGCCAGCCUCAACAGUAUUGGCAUCUGGCAUUCUGUUCCGUACACAGGAAUUAAUCCUUCCAACUCUUUUUUUUGGCGUGGUCUCGGCUCCUUGGAGAUUGCCUGGUCCAUCCAUGAGCUGCGCAAAGCUCACCCUUUUAUCUUCCCCCAUGAUGACGCAAUCUCGGAAUACGACCUUCUUCUGAAACUUGCACUCGAUGCCCAACAGUACGAAAAUGCCAGGCUGGCCCUGGAACAGUCGGCUGAAGCAGCAUCACUGCAACUCAACAUCCCAGAAGUGACAGCGUCCAUGUUCGACCCGAAUGCCAUAGCCAUACCAAGUCCGGUUCAUUUGAAUGAAAGUGCGGCAAAUGAGCUUCGCUACGAGGAGCUACAGCAGCCCAACCCCGCCCAGACUAACGGAUUGUCUUUCUAUGUUCUGGCUACUCUUUUUCUGAUUACUCUCCUAUUACAACUUAUGGCCUUCGUGAAGUUAGGCAGAAUCCAAAGCGACACCGAAGACCUGAAAAACAAUUGUUACGACCUAAUAAAGGGCGUGCUAGAACAAUUUGGUGCAUUGAUGAUACAAAUCCAACACUUUCGAAAAGAAAAUGAACAAGUAAGACCUGUUUUUGUUCAUCUGGCGGAGGAAAUCAGAAACGCCUCGGAAGAUCUUCAACGUUGUUUUCUGCAUCUUGUUGGUACGAUGGAAGACAAAUACACGUCUGGCAUGAUAGACCUAGACACGAAACUGGAGGAGGUCAGUCAACAACACCAGGGUCUCCUGAAAAAUACUCAAAAUUUCCCACAGAUUCCAAGACAGUUGGCCUGGCUUAACAUACUAAUGUCAAAAACCAUGUACAACGACGUACCUGAUGAAUUACGCGCGGAACAGCCCAUAAUGGAUCUAAACGAAAGUCUCACCACCGGCCAGACAAACCCAGCUUCCAAAUGCAAAACAGCGGAGAAUGCCAUCGGAGUUAUCACCUCAAACCGAGCUCUGGGUCUUGGGAAUGGGGAAGAAGGCUCAGUCCGACGCAAUGCCCAAGGCCUGGCCUAG